AUGUUCGGCCAAGGUGCAGUUCCUUCUGAAGAGGAAAAGAAAGCUCAAACUGCUGCUAGCAACCAAACUCUCCAACAAGCUUUGGUGAUUGGUAGUGCUUUAUUCAUUAUCCCAUCUAUCAUCCACUUCAUCCAAAAAAGAAUGAACUAA
Saccharomycopsis crataegensis is the source of this 150-nucleotide messenger RNA. RefSeq names its product Tom5p (gene TOM5). The coding region runs from base 1 to 150 and encodes 49 amino acids. The record is from RefSeq and is a predicted model, not a curated record. The transcript is spliced from 2 exons. Lineage: Eukaryota; Fungi; Ascomycota; Saccharomycetes; Ascoideales; Saccharomycopsidaceae.